UGUUCUGUCAGUGCUCCGCGAACCAUCGACGAGUGCGCGUCGUGUUUGUGUUUGUCCCUCAUUGCUCUUGCUUGUGUUGAUUUUCCUCGUUCUCGAUGAACGCUAACGUUGUUCGAUGAUCGUAAACAUUACCGAUCGUCGAUCCACGGUCAUGAUUCAUUGCCGUUGGACCGAUUGAACUUCGUCAAAACGUUUCGACGAAGUUCCGAACGAUCACCGGUUAACACAACCGUCGUGUUGGUUAUUGCGCAGCCAGCGUCCGUCGCGUACGCCGGUAAAGUGUUAUUUUUUUCGAGAGAGAUGCGAUCGUUCGUACGUAGGUGUAUCGAGAUUACGCAGGAGCAGGGAAUUUACGCCGCGAAGCGGCAACUACAAUCUCGUUGAAACGGCGUGACGACGAUUGUAGCAGCGUUAUAUACUCGUCUCGCGUAUACCGUUGAAACGCGAGUGGGUGGUAGCGGAAAAGUGGCGAGGGAGGCGGCAUGAGCGCGAGAGAAGUCACCCUACUUGGCGGCUCCCCUUGGGGAUUCCGUAUGCACGGUGGACACGACCUGCAUCAACCGCUACGCAUCUCUAGGGUUAAUCCAGGCAGCAAAGCGGCCCAACAGGGGGUGAGAGAGGGUGAUUUAAUUAGCAGCAUAAAUGGAAGAAGUACCCGAGAUUUAACGAACAGCGAGGCACAUGCACUCUUACGAAAUGCUGGGGAGCAUUUGAAGCUUGGUUUGAAUCUGGAAAACAUUGGCUCGCCCAAAAGACGAAUUUACAAAAGUAGUUUGCAAGAAAAUACUACCACCGAGAUUCUCAAUAAGACGACAACGAAAACCACAAGUACAUCGAAUACACGGGUUAUAACGUCAGAAACGAAGAAAAACGAAUUAAAUGACACAAAACCCGAUCGAAGCUACGCCAAUCAAAACGGUGGUCCGAAGAGCUCCUUGAUUGACAAACGAGACGAAGCUAAAACAAGAUUUCGCGAAUCGUUGGACUACGCGACAGAUUGCGAAGAAAUUACCAUGCCACACGGUGCGCGGAAUCGCAGAAAUCGCAGGGGUCGAAACAGAAGGCGUUUUCAGCCGCAUCCGAGCCCAGAGAAAACUUCCAAAGACGACGAAAGCACCGUAGAGAAUCCAGAUGACGCCAGAACUCUUGAUGAUCCCGCGAGUAUAAGCACGAACGACUCCUACGUGGAGAAUAUACAUUAUAACGAACCGCAACAAGCAGCUGAACCUGCAACAAAAGACACUGAAACGAUUCUGCAAGAAGAAAUCUCCAAGACCAGUAGAUAUACGAGGGAAGAGAGAUACAAGAUCGAAAAGGGUACCGUGGAACCAAGCAUCAAGGUGGUGGAGAUAACAACGAUCAGCAGUCUGCCUUUGGAGGCUAAAAUUGACCACAUUGCUGGAGUUGGUAUCCUAGAAACAGGUCGCAGAGACAGGAACCCGGAAGACCAGUCGAACGUCACUGUUUCUGAGCCUAUAGAAUCAUUUCCUUGUUCAUCGAACGGUCAGAAGCUUCAGGAAUCAUCUGGGAACAGUGAACGACUGCAGAUUCACGAUGUCAGUGACUGCGACGUCGAAACUGAUUCCGCGAAACCAGUGAUCGUCGAGAUGGAAUCAGACACGGAAAGGGAAACCGAAGGCAAACACGGUUGGGACACCGUGAUGCCGCGAGAUGUGGAGAGAAAAUUAAGGACAUUUAUCGAGGGACUGAAAUUGCCGACGUAUCCCGAAGACGUCGAGGAGACGCGUAAACCGGCGGAAAAGGUUGCCAAUUAUUCCUCCAAGAAGAUUAGGAAAAGAAACGUCACUUUGGAGUCCCAUCAUGUGCGGGCUGCAAGCAGAUUUUUGGAUAUCAUUCAGGAGGAGGGAGAGAAAUUGUCGGAGGACGAAGAGCAGCAUAUCAGGGAUUUUAUUAAUGAAGAAAUUGGGAAGUAUCGGAGGGACGAACGGAAUUUCGAUCGAAGGAAGUGGAGCAAAGAGAUUGAGGGAAAGGUGGCGAGAGAACACAACGUGAAGAUAAAUGUGAUUAAUGUAGAUUCGGAUGAAGAAGAGGUAUGUUUGAAGAACGAUGAAGGUGAAAAUGUAGAAACGAACGAAAGUUCCUCAAAUGAAGAGAAAUUGACGAAGAAUGUUUUAAAAGAUGAAUUGGAGGAGAAAAAUAUAAAAGUUGGUGUCUGUAUAGAAAAUGGUACUUUGAGUGAGGGGAAUGUAGAAAGAGACGUCAUAAAAGAAGACUUCAGUAAUGGAGAUCCAUCUGAAGAGGAGGAAAAUGAACCAUCCAAAUUGCACAGCGAUGAUGCAGUAGAUGCUGAAGAGAAAAGGAACGAUGGAACAUUGUACAGUUAUAGCAAAGAAGAAAAUAAGGUUGUCGACAACGAGGUAGAUGUUAAUGUAGAAGUAUUAUCAAAGGAAGAGUCAGAUGAGAUAGAUUCACUUAAACGCACUGAAGAAGAACAGUCACAGUUUUCUAACGACAGUUUAGAUGAUAAAUCUGAAGCAGCUGAGUGUUCAGAAUUAGAUAAUAACGAUGGAACCUCGAUGAGGAAUACAGAAAAUUCGAACAAAGAAUCAGAAGAUGCAGACUCACAUUUUUCUAAGAAUAAUGAAGAUGAUGCUUUAAACGUCAGAAAAUCUGAAAUAGUGGAAUGUUCAGAAAUGACUGCUUCGAACGAAAAAUUAGAUAACGACAACGAAACCUUAAUUAAGAAUGUAGAAGAUUCUAACAAAGAAUCAGAAGAUGUAGAUUCAAUUGAGCACUCGAAUAAUACUUUAGACAAUAAUUCAACAGUUGAAGGCUUACAAAAUGUGGCAAAAGAAUCGAAAGUGGACGAAAGUCAAGAAAUUCUUCAAAGUAAUUCUAAAAAUGAGACAUUGACUGAAAAGUCCACAAAAGAUGAAAUAAAUAAACCACCAGAAAACGGAACGAAUACGAAUCAAGAUCCAUGUACCAUGAAUAAUACUUCGGAAUCAGUAAUAAAGGAGUCUUCGUUCAUGAUAAAAUCUUCAGAGGAGAGCACACACUCAAGAAGCCAAACAGUUACUGUGAUAAAGGAACAACGACGUCCUCCAACUCCUCCAAAACGAUCCUCCAGUCUCGUGGAGGUCGAUUUUCAAGAAAAAGCAAACCCUCAACUUCACGUAAAGGAAACAAGUCCACCUAUUCGUCCGCCUCUUCCAAAAGAGAAUCUCCAUCCACUUGAAUCAGGUUCAUCAGAAACAUCGUCGAAUAAAAAUGAUCCUUCACCGACGACUGUUUCACGCAACGACGCAGUUAUGCGAAACACUUGCGACAUUUCGAAUGCAGCAGAGAAAAUCCAUGAGAUCAUCGAUGAUCUAAGGGCCUGCUCGAGCGACAGCGCUACCGAAUUACGAAAUUCAAUCGAGAACGGCGCCAAGCUUGGCAGUGCAACAAGUCCUGAAAUAACGCGUGACUGGGAAAAAUGUUCAGUGCCCGAGAACGAACCGCUCGUGCCUGGUAAAUCGAAAGCUUCUCACUCGAAGCUGGAACACACCCGACAGAGGAUCGUGAAAAACGAAACAAAGAUUGAAAAAUCGUCGAAGAAGUCGACGGCAUCGAAAAGCUGCGAGGAGGAGUUCGAGGAGAUAUAUGAGAAUUACUCGAUGGAGAACACUGAAACAAAAGCAAUCGUUCGCGAAGAUGAAAGCGAUAAGAGUCGUUCAGACAUACUGGAGUCUAUUCUGAAUGAUAAACGAGUACCACUCGAGCAGACGAAUGACCUGCAGGGUCAGGACUCGUCCAGCAGCGCUACCACUUUGAGUACAGUGAAGUACAAUCCCAUGGAAGCAUGGCAGACUGAUAUUUGCUCCAUAAUAACGGAAGAAGCGAGGAAAAGUAAAUUGAAACGCGAAACUGAAGUGGAGUCGUGUAGCCUGAAGAGUAAAUUACCUUUGCUGAAAGGAGAGGAAUUGUACGAGGCUACGAAUGGACGCGAAGGUCCAGUCACUCCGGAACCUAUACCUUAUUCUCCAGUCGAGAAUUUACCUUAUAAACUCGUAGGAAGUAGCGAUAGUAGUAAAAAUCAGUUACUGAACGGAACAGUUGAGCCAGAGCCUUUGAAAGACCUUUGCGUUAAGAGAAUCCUAUCGAUGCCAUACGGGCCGCAAAUAAUCAACGAGUUAAUGCUGCCCAAGUUUAACAUCUUCAAAAGUCUUCGGCCGAUUUCAAGGUUUGCUAACGACGAUGCUAGAGGCCCUUUAGGCAUGCAUGGAGUGAAUGAGCAGCAGCUCGAAACAGCUAGACUAACAGCUUCGCCAGGGCUGAUGCCCCCUGAUCCCUGUAAAACCCCUGUUUCAGACCGGAAUAAGUAUCUGCAAUUAGAACAAAAGGAACGCGCGAUGGAGAUACCGGAAACGUGGGUAGGCUUGUCGACUACGAGGGAUCCUAGACUGCUCCUCUGUCUCUCUCCUUCUCAACAGAGGACCACGAUAAAAACGAGCGCGGACAAUUUGCUGGACCUCCAUAGAAAGUUCCUCAACAGACACACUUACUACGAAGAGGAACCACCAUCUUGCGUCCCAGUUCCAAGGUACAAGAUUGAUCUACGUAAACCUGAUUCGAAUCCCUUUAAAUCCGAAGACGCUCAGAGCAAGUCGACCAAGAGACUCCUGGAGAUCAUCAAAGAGAACUCUGAUAGCUGUCCUAUUCACAGUCAGGUGAAUUCGGGACAGUCGAAGUUGUCUUCCGAAUGGUCGAGUCCGGACAAAGGUCACGAGCGCUUUAAGGUCACUCGCCUUUGCGACUGGCUGAACUUGGCCAGACAAGAGCCGAUUGACAUCCGAGCGCCAUCUCUCGCCGACGAUUUACUCGCGGAAUCGUCGGCCGACGGGAAACGAGCCGAUAAGAGAAGAAUCGAAAUUGUUGUCGAAGAGCCAGUAGUUGACAGCGCCGGGGAGCAUGAACAUCGCGUUAACACCGCUCUAAUGGUGAACCCGGUGGAAAGGCCUGACCCUCCUGCCAGAAGCUCGACGCCUUUCAACAGAAGUCCAAUUACCCUGAACAGCGCUCUUAUCGACAAGUCAGGUGCGCCCGAAAUUGCCGGGAAGCGAACACCUCCUAAGAGAACCAUCGACCCGCGCUAUAACGUUAAUCCUGCCCUCAUAGACGAUAGGGUCGAGGUACCGCCACGAAUUAAACGCGUGGUGAACGUGGAUAGGUCGUGCAUCGAUACCACGAGCAUCUUCGAUCAAAGCCCGGCUAGAAGCAGCCUGGAGCCCCGGAAAUACGGAAACGCUGAGGGCCUCAAGCAUACGACGGCCACGGAGAUCGUGCAGAAUCUGAAGAAGUUCCAGACCGAAAGAGACGAUCAAACGGAGGGUCAUUCGAAGUGUCCCAUGCCCGAAGAGUACCUUGCACAGCAAUUAAGGUACAUAGAAUUGUUGGAGAACCAGCUGAAGAAUGUGAUCCUGGCUGAAGAGGAGGAGAAGGAGGCGUUUGAGAAAUUUCAAACGCACGUGAAGCAAAAGUCACAGGGGAAAGAGGAAUCUUUGAAGGGAACCAGUGAUAAAGAGGACGUUUCAAAGGAUUCGAAGGAUGAUUCUCGAGUGGAGAGCCAGAGCUGGCAGGAGAAGUCCGAGCAAGUGGAGAAUGAUCACUCGGAGAAGAUUAACAAACAGGGACACAGGGACUUUGUGAAGAAGGUGCAGAUCAAAAACGGUGUCCACGAAGAGGAGUCUUGCGAGAAAAUCGAACGCGUCGAGCAUUCUGUAAUCACUAAGAAGGAGAACAAAGAUGAUCGUACGGAGAAGAUGAAGACGGAUAUACCGAAAGCAUCAGCGGUGGUGGUUAACGGCGAGGCGUUUCGUCAGCGAAUGUACGACGAGUACGUGCACAAGGUUUUGGAACGUGAAGAGAGGAAACAGCACAAAGUAGUGAAGAUCAGCUCGCGUCAAGAUAUCCAGAAAUCGAAUAAUAAAUUGGGAAAGAGCGGCAUGUGCUCCGUUGAAAAGGAAUUCAUCGAGAAGGCGAGGAACAGAUUGAAUAAGUUCGGUAUUAAGCUGGACGAGAGCGAGUCGGAGAGCGAUGGGAAGCGUGACCAGGAGAAUAUUGUCGAGGCAAAGUGUUUGAUUGACGGGAAAGAGCUCGAGGACGCGAGAAAAUUGCCCAAGCAUUUGCAAGAGUUCCUCAAAAUACCUUCAUCUUUUCAAAGGAUAAGUUAUGGCUUAAUCGCAAAGGAAAAUGACAAUGGGUACGAUCUGCUGCACGAGAUUGACAGUGCUUUGAAAUUUGGCAAAGGAUUUCUGUUUGGGAAAGAGAACGUUAUGUUCGCUCCCACGUUUAAAGCUUCGUCUGCAACACCAGGUGUUUGGUCACCUGGAAGCGAGCCACCUCCACCCCUAAAGGAACCAAGUCCCGAACGAAAAGAAUCUCAGAAGGAUGGUGGAAUACCUCCUGUCUGGACACCUUCCAGCGCUGGUGCCAGUCCCGUGCCUGAAAAGAAGGAAUUUCGGCCAGUGCAAUUCGAAAGCCCGAUUCUAAGCCGAAAAAAGCCAGCACAGCAGGAAUUUUCUCAGACCGCCCAGAAGGCUCCACCGCCUUGGCAAGCGGAAAAAGAAGAAAAGGAAACGAUUCGAAGUGCAGUUUAUGAAAGUUCGCGAAUUGUUAAUUCGCACUCGGCUCCAUCGCAAGGACUAAAUUCAUUAGCUUCGACGCCUCGUCUGCCACGUGCUCAGAAUCCAACUAUAACGCUACUGCAGAAAGCAAGAGAAGGGCAAAUCCCCAAAGGAGCUGCUUAUCUGGAGGAAAAUGAAAUAGUGAAACGUUCAACGAACGAAGAAAAGCCACUCGUUAGUCCAGGUGAAAUAAUCUACACGGUGAAGAAAGAAUACGAGAGCGAGCCGGAAACGGAUAAAGAACCGCCGAAGAAGAUGGCCGAUUUAGGUCCUCGAAAAUUCGAGGGUAUUGGCCCAACAACUAAGGAGGGUAUCCCUCUUGUAUUAAGAUCGGAAGUCAAGGAGAAUAAUCAAACGAAAUGGUAUAAGAGAAUGUACGACUCGUUGCAUCGUGCAGACAGACCCGAUGACUACGUAACCAUUCGUUACAAACAAAGAAGAGGGACGAGAUACGGUUACGGAAGUAGCAGUGGAUAUCUGAGCGAACCGGAACAUCGUUUGUACACAGAACGUUCUGCCACCUUUGACAAUCGACGACGUCUACGAAACAAAGAAAAUGAUUUCUCUACGUCAACUAUGCCUAGAAAAAAUGGACCACUGAAGUACACUCCAGAUAUUUACAAGAAUCAACCUGGACGCAUCGAGGACUACGAACCUGGACGAUCAUCCAUUUCUGAAAAGGAAGCUAAGGAGUGGUGGGACGAGGUCAUGGACAUAUUCGAUGGGUGGUUGAACGAGAAUGGACAUCCUCAGGGUACGGAGAUGGAGGAGCUUCUGGACGCUCGGCUGAGCCAUCGGGCUCUGAGCCUCUCCUACCGACCGGAGAGCAGUCACAACCCUUUCGAUCAACGCAACAGUCGUCCAGCAAAACCUUAUAUGUCCCAUGCUCUCAAAGAAUCUGGCUAUGAAAGUGAUUCCACACUAGUAUUUCGUCGCAAAGAAGACAUCAGUCCAUUGAGUCAAUUAGAGCAACGUUUAGCUUAUAAAACUGUGCAAAGUGGUGGUGACGUACCUCUUCAUGGACUUCGUAAGCCAGCCCCUGAACGACCAAAGGACGACUCGGGCGUCGAGUACUUUCCUAUCUCGCCCACUUUGACGCGGAUCCGUGUGCAUCGGAAAACCACUUCUUCAGCGACGCCUGUGUCCUCGCGAUACAAGCAAACAUCCAGCAACCAGAGUUCAAAGAUCAAGAAAAUGAACGCACAGUCCACAGUCACAAAUUCGAAUUCUUCCAGAGACACGACAAACGCUCGUAGCAGAACAUUUUCAAGGCCACCCUCGCCACCUCGAAGACAAUCUUCUCGAAACAGCAAGACUUUGAAAUUGUAUACCAGAAGACAAAUUACAGACGUCACGCAGUCUCUGAAGUCGAGGCACAAACAAUGCUUCAGUGCUGAUGCGUCCAAUUUUGGUUCACACAGAGAACGACUGUGUAGUAACCUGGAUAGAUACAAGCGAAGUCGGGAAAACUUUCAGAAUUUAGAUACCACAGUGUCCUGUAGGUUGAGCAGGAAGAAGUUCGAGUCUUAUCCUUCUCAAAGUUCACUGGAGACAGGUGCGGAGAAGAGAACUCGGACAGUGGUCAGUAAAGAACGUCCCCCAGACGAUAAAUCGGUUCAUUCCGCGAGGAUGAUCCCCAAACAGCUUUCAAAAUCGCAAAAUUGUAACGGAGUUUGUUCAUCAAUGUCCAGUGUAAAAAAGGAUAGCGUGAAAACGCGGCUGACGAGAAGAGAACAGGAGCAAUCGACGAGGAGACUCGUCAAAUCAUCAGCUGAGUUACGUUUAGAGAAGUGCAGGGAUAAAAGUGAAAGAAACGUGGAAAUGGGAACUUUUCCUUCUCAAAGUGUUGUUAAACAUUCAGCUAGCGUUUGUUCUUCGAAUUUGAUUAAUGGAAGACAGAAGAAUUUGGAUAAGUCUCUGAAGACGAUUAAGUCUUCUUCUCAGAAGUCUCCUAUAAGCUCUUCUACUUCCAAGAUUGUAUUCACAGAUAUUAAGAAACCAAAAACGAUAGUCAAGCAACCGGAUAAAGUAGCCAAAGAGCGUAUACGUUCGCCAAUAUCUUCCUGCACAGCAGUUGUCCCUGACCGACCUAGAGGGAAGCCUUUAACUAUCGUCAAAUCGUCUAUACAGAAACCUCAAACGAUACAUGUGAAUCCUGCUUCGAAGAAGAAGAAAGUGGAAGUUAAAAGAGGGCCAAAAAAAAAUGUAGGAAUGGAAGCUUCUGAUAAGAGUAAUAUUGAAAAUGAAGACGAAAUUAAAAAACACCAAGAAGCUACUCGUUCAGACACUUUCUUCCAGAAUCUUUUCUUGAGAUCCAUCUCGUCUGCUGUCUCCAGCGAGAACGUUCCUUCGAGAAGGUCUAUCGUCUGCGAACGAGCAAGGAUAUAUCAAGAAAACAUCAAAGAAAGUAGUAAAUCCGAGCCAUCUUUGAAAUCCCUUAGCAUCUACUUAGCUCAUAAACGUCCAGUUUCGAAUUCAAAGUUCAAAAACUGGGAACGAGAGAGCGUAGCUUCCAGCAGGAGCUCGAGUCCUUACGGUGUUAGCUGGCCCGGUAGGUCUGUCUUUCAGAAAGUCCGAAAAUUCGAUAGUCUUUUAGGCAUAGAAGACCUGGAACCAGAAUUGACGAAGGAGCGUCUGAAGGAAAGAAGCUUGAGCGAGCCACCUUUGAAGACUCUGUCGGAAUAUUCAGACUCGAAGCGUUCUUCCCGAACGUCCUCACCAUCCCCAGUCAAAUCCCCAGCCAGUAGACUGAUACGAAGUUUGAGACAGGAUAGAACAGAUGUUCAUCACAUGAAGAAAGUUAGAGCCAGAAGCGCGAGCGAGGUGGACGGGCUGCAAGGAUCAAAAUUCGGGUCCAGUUUAUCCUUGACCAGAAGCACGAGUUCUGUUUGUAUGUCACCGGUUGAACGCGAAGAGUAUCGUCGAUACGUGUUAGAAAUGCUACACGAUAGAGGGAAGUCAACGAGGUACAAAGAACUGCACGAUUUCUAUUCCAGCCUGGAAAGAUUAGGCCAACUGGAGAGGACGUUUUCUUCUAACGAUUUGAGACCCAGGCUCAGGAACGAAGAAAUCGUGGAUUACGAUCGUUGGAAACAGGUGAGGUCUCAGGAGAGGAUUCAGACCGAGUUUAAUACGCUUUAUGGGAAACUGAAGGCAGUUCAGAAGGAUAAGGACCUUUUGUUCAGUACAAAGGAUACGAGCAAGUUCAAGUGGAACGGUGAUUGUGGUUUGAGGUGCAAGGAACGUUCAGUAGAGAACAUCAUACAGCAGUUUAGGAAGCUACAGACUGAGUCUUCUAAGAAGAUAGAGAUUUCGUCAAGAAAGGACACUUACAAACCGCUAUGGCGGGGUACAUCAGUGAUCAACAUGGCAAACACAAUUCAGAAAAAGGCAGAGGGCGAUCAGAACGAGAAGUCUUUGGAUAAUUUGGAUCAGCCGUUACUGCAGAGAAGUCUUGGUGGUAGUAAAAAAUUCUGGAGCAGCCUGUCGAUAGAACAGGUGGCUACCUUGAAGAAGCAACUGAACGAAAUCUAUGGUAGCGAGAAUUCACAGAAGUCUGAAGUGGAUCCACGACAGGAAAAGACCUCAGCUUCCCAUAAGAGUGAUUCCCUAUCUAAAUACGAAAUUGUGGUUCCCCCUCAAACGGAAUCAACCAGUGUACUCCAAGAUGAUGGAAAAGGCCUCCACGUGCGAUGUCAUUCAAUGAUCACCCCGGAUACAAGUUCAGUUUAUCAAAAACCACCUUCCAAUCGUUCAGAAUCGACAAGGAAGAGGAGUGGUUCCAUUAGUCGAGGGAAGAGUCUGGAGAGAUCCGAGUCUGCCCCGAUUUCUUCCUCAAUGAGCGAGCUGGAAAAGAAAAGGCUCUCCGUGACCCUAGGUAAGGAAGUUCUCGACAAAAUCUCCCAAAGAAGACUGUCAGUGCCGAGGGAAACUCGAGGUAGCAUAGCUGCAGCACUGGCAGCCAAGAAGAUUCCAAAACCGAUCACCUUUGACUCAUCAGCUGUAGCAGAGCCAUCAAAGACCAAAGACAAAAGCAACUAUUUGCUAAUCUUGACACCCAAUAACAAGACUCCAGCCGAUCGGCAACGAGUGGAGAACGUUUUGUCAGAUUGGUCAGAAAAAUCGCCACUCUUAGCGAUGACGCUUCCCGAAGAUGACACGCGAGCUAAAGUCGUGGCUGCUAAUUCAGGAAGCGAACGAGACAGCACCACGGGUAGCUCAGAAACGUCCGUGAAAACGGUCAUCCAGCGAGAUGUCAAGGAUACGCCAAAGAAGAACACCGACAAGCCGGAAGGUACUUCGCCUUGCAGGAAGAAAGGACGAUUGUCUUCUUCGCAGAGUUUUGCCGACCUGAGAGAGUUAUUCGGCGAAACAGAGACAGCUAGGUACGCGACCCUGCCCCUGUCAGGGUGCAGGACACGCUCGAUCUCACCCAGAGGAGCGUCCCUCCGCUCGUGCUCACGGGACCGUGAACACGACAGACCUCACAGCGUCAGUCCGUGUCGCGCUACCACUCGAUCCGAUUCGUCCUGCAGCCUCGAAAGCAUUUAUUUGCGGGGCUCUUCGCCAGACCCUGACAAGUACUGGCGCGCCUAUUUGAAACUGGUCAGAAACGGUACUGUCAAACGACUGAGGGCUAGGUUCGAAAGUGCGGAGGACUUGCGUAGCGGUGGUAGGUCCAAGUUGGUCCCGAGACCAAAGAGGUUCCAAAGCGACCCAGAGCUUGCGCGAAGUCUCCUGAAAAAGGUGGAGCAGGGUAAGGUGAAGGCUCACGAGUUCGCGGAUGUAGCCUGGCUGAGGCGGAAGUACGAGCCCAGGAGAGGAAGGGCUCGUCGGAGAGGCGAGUCACCGCCUAUUCCACGUGUUCCUCUUCGACGAGAAGACCUGGCCAUGCCUCACAUCGACGUCAUCAGCAAAACAGCUGAACUGAAGGACUCGACGGCUCAUGCUGUGACCAGUGCUGUAGCCAGGAAGGCAGAGACCAAGGAGCUGGAGGCAAAGAAGCCUGUCUGUCGUUUGAGGAAGAAAUUCGAAACAUUCGGCAUGCGGAAGACCUCGAUUCUGGGUGAAAUGUUCACCUCCUCUCCGGAUGUGCGUGAACUCCGUGACAUAGCCCCGUAUCUGGCGGGUCGCUGGGUGGCUCAUAGGUACCCCAGUCGAAGGGACAACAUGCGGUCUCUCUCUUCGCCCCCGGACCUAGCCGGGCAUCGGGUUUCCUCGAAAACUGACUCAGUUUCUAGUUCCAAAAAUGUGCAGAUCAGAGAUGGAAGUAAAGUGACGGGAAAAGUGUGCGCUUCUUCGAGAAAUUCAUCGUCUAUUUUGAAGCAGUCGGACGUUUUCACGAAUCAACAGUUUGAUCCUGAUAAACACAGACCGAGGUUCAGGUAUCAACCUCCUCCACCUCCUCCAUCGCUGUCCUCGACCACUGUUCGACGAAAAAACAACAGUUGGUGGUCACCGAUUCCCAUUUACACUGCUCGACCUACCGUCACUUUCGAAGAAUACUCGAACGCACCCCCGCCACCACCAAAAUCUCAACACUACAGAGACGACUGUCAAGAAUCACCGAGACGUUAUGUGGAGGGUGAGGUGACGAUUCACUAUCGUUCACCAGUGCGUACAGAGGCGAAAGAACCAUUGAGCGAAGAAGAGCUCGCUCGUCGAAGUGCUGAGAAUAUGCGACGCGUUUAUCAAGAGGAACGACGUCGCAAAUAUCUCCAAGAAUUGCACGACAUCGAUUCUCGAAGACACACCGAUAACUUUAUACCAUCUCAAAAAUCACCGAUUCCUCUAAAUCGGUACGAUGAUUUCGUCGACGACUUGAGCCACAGAAGCAGAUCUCAAGAGCAAACACCGGAACCGAGACUCGUGGCAAGAGCACUUUACAACUUUAUCGGGCAAUCUUCACGGGAAUUGAAUUUCCGUCGUGGGGACAUAAUAUUCGUGCGUCGCCAGGUAGACAAGAACUGGUACGAGGGAGAACAUAACGCGAUGAUCGGCUUGUUUCCAUCGAACUACGUUGAGAUUUUACCAUUUGAUGGCGUGCGAACGACACCAAAGAAACCCUACGAAGGUCAGGCACGAGCCAAAUUCAAUUUCAUUGCUCAAACAAACCUUGAGUUACCUUUAGCCAAAGGAGAACUUGUUGUUUUGACGAGAAGGGUCGAUGAAAAUUGGUACGAGGGUCGCAUUGGAAACAGAAAGGGGAUAUUUCCCAUCUCAUAUGUCGAAGUUAUUACAGAACCUGGGCAUAGAUCAGAAACGCCAACGCAAAGCAAACCAGUUGCCGCUCCAGCAGCACACAGUCUCUUGGUAAAUGGGUCGGCUGGAGGGAAAUUGAGUAUGGGACCCCAUCAUUACAUGCCAUCAAUACCAGUUAAUAUGAACACAACUCAGCCACACUACAAUUCACUGCCACGAAUGGGAGGAAGCAAGUUGCAUGUAUCUCAACUCAACGAAGCGUUGCAUAUCGAUACCCAAUCCGACCCAAUACCAUACCGGGCUCUAUACAACUAUAGACCCCAAAACGAGGACGAGCUCGAGCUAAAAGAAGGCGACACGGUAUACGUGAUGGAGAAAUGCGAUGACGGUUGGUAUGUCGGUUCUAGUCAGAGGACCGGAUACUUCGGCACCUUCCCCGGAAAUUAUGUGGAAAGAGUGUGAAACACAAUAAGCGGUAACUUUGUUACAACGCGUAUCGAACCACAGAUCACAUUUUACCAAAGCAUUGAAUCGAACUUUUAACAAUUUAACGGCCUCAUGUUUUACUUUUAGUCGUGUUCAAAAAGACCAAUCUACAGCUUAAGCCUUCCUUUACAAAAAUAGUGUGUUAAAAUAGAGUCGAGUAAAUGAAAACAGAAAAUGUUUCCAAAUAUAAUCUAUGGAUUUAUCUCUCUUUAUUUUAUUGAACUAAAUCUUUUACAUUGAACUUACUUAACUAUAGUGACAUACUGUACUUUAGUCCCAAUCAAAGGGAUUAAAACUAUCAGGUAUGUAGUUGAGUAGCAACCUAGAUGGCUGAAAGAAAUAAUUUGAACUUCAACGAUUGAUUGUUUAUAAACUCACGAAAUAAGUGACGUGGCCAUUAAAAUGUUAAUAUAAAUGGGAUUUAACGUUCACACAUCGACGAUAAGAGGCGUUAAUAACACGCGCCAUUAAAGUCUUCCUCUUCGUCAGUUUUCCACGCUGUGGUGAACCAUUUAACGCGAGACCUUCUACCGUCGGAAUUCACCAAAAAGUUUAACCUGUAAGAUUAAUGUGUAAGUAGUGUACGAUAACAAUUAGUAAUUUAUUGUACGAAGUUCACGGGAACGAGUGCGUCAGGCGGACGUUGCGAAAAUAAAGAAAAUACGAUUCAACCGUGUUUCUUAUCGAGAUUAACGUUCAAUCUCGUCUGUACGUUCUGCAGGCAGCUGUUAAGGAAUCACUCGUCGGAACGAGAAGAUUCUGGGAGUGUUUUAAUAAUAUUUCUGUGUAAUUUGUAAAAAGAAAGCGAGUAUACAUUUCGAAAAGUCUAUCUGGUUUCACUGGCAACGAACGAAGAUAUUCGUUUAUAAUUAUCCCUUUGAUCGAGCAAUAAUCAUAUCCGUAUUUCUGAAUUCAAAAUUUUAUGAUUUUUCUUAGCGAAAAUUUAUGAAUAAUUUAAGAAUAAUUUUUAGAGGAACAGUGUAAAAUUUAGAUAAUUAAAAUAAAAUUAAAAUUGGGGCUCCCUCCCUGGUCCGUUGCCCGGGGGUUAAAAUACUGAUUGAACUUUUUAGCGUAUCAAUCCAUUUACAAAAUAAAUGCAAGAUAGUAGAAUAAAAAAUUAUUUUAUGCGGCUUUAUUUUCGAGAAAAUCAAAUUCGAAUGUUUUUAGAACAUUUUUCAGAAAACUGCGGACAGUGAUUGAAUUAUCGCUCGAGCAACUGAAAUUACAUAUUUAUCAAUGGAAAUUACUGGGUUUAUAGUAUACGAGAGAUUCCUUUGAACCUUGAUCCUUUACGAAAUGUGCACAAACUUGAAUCAGGAAUGGACGAAUCAAGCGAACUUCAAUAAAUAAGUUUCAUCGACGUUAGAUAAAUAGAGAUCUGUAAACGAGCCAAAGAUAAAAAAGUCUCGGAAGUUUUUCCUUGUUUCAAUGUAUGGAAAGAAACGUUUCGCCAAAAAUUUUUCGAGAUUUUUCCAGCAAAAAAAGUGCUUCGAAUCGUAAAUUGUUUUGAAUUUGAGGAAGACAAAUUUCCUUCUGCGUUUGGUAUUGUAGAUAAAUCAGUCGUGUUAUUGUUGCAUUCGUGAGUAUCCAAGAGUAAGUGAUUUAUAAUUGAACGUUUGCCUUCCCAAAUUAAUAUUUUUGUAAACAUUAUUUGUACCCAGAGUUAUAUAUAUAUAUAUAUACAUAUGAAAAUGAAUUAUAUAAUGUAUAGAAGAUAUAUCUAUAUACAUGUACACAUAUAGUUACGAUAUUAUACGAAGCUGUAAUUCUACAAGUAUAUAAUUAACGGCAUAAUUAAUGCACGUGUUAAGAUGCACACCAAAUGCUCGACAUUGAGCCGUGUUAAUCCGUAUUUAAUGAUUACUAAUAAAAUGAAGUCUGCUCGAGGCCAUGAUUUUCGAGAACGUUUCGCCAUGACGUUACACGACAGCCUAAUGUUUAAUCCUAGACAGUAAAGAAAAGUUAACUUGGAUCCAGUUGCAAAACAGACAAUACGUAUCAUUAUUGUAGUAGGUCAGCAGCAAGAGAUAAUCCUGUAUGUAGGAGAGGGGUAUUAAAAGAAGAAACUAUUGCUACUUUAGUUCAUGAUUCUUUUAACUCUUGUUAACACGUUGACUGGCACAGUAGAUAUAGACAUAACAUAGAUCAGGCUUGGGAAUUAAGUGCUCUUUUCGGCCGAUUUUCAGAAAUUGCUCCCUCUUUCUCUGGCCGCGCGUCCUGGGACCCGCAACUGCACCUUAGGCGCGUGCCAUAUCGAAUACCGUCAAAGUCAAAAUUACAGAAAAAUGAUUUACAUUGUAAAUUAACAAACUAAAACGAAAAAUUGCAAGUUUUUAUUCAGAUUCAACAUGUUAAAAGAAUUUCUUUUCACUUUGUCCAACUGCUGUAUAUACGCCUGCUAUAAUUAAUAUUCACUAUAAAUAUUUACAUAUUUAUUCAGAUGGGAUGCACCAUUUACGUAAAUUAGGCGUUGACAAUAAUACAAUGGUGAGUAUAGUAUACAUUUAAUAUAGUGACUUUUAAUACAAUAUUUGUGGAAAGGAAUGAAACAUUUUCUUUGAAAAAAUAGGGGUAUUAUGUAUCAAGUCCUCUGGUAAUUUCUUCCGUUUUUUAAAUCAUUUUCACUCGACUUUAGUGCACUAUACGAAUAUAAAAAUUUUCGUACAGUCUACAUAAAUUUUCACUUAUAAAAUUAUUUACAAAGUUUCUAAAUCUAUAUUUGAACUAGUUUAAUAUACAAUUAAUGGUGUACAUAUCAGAAAAGUGAUUAGUAUAUAAGGUUGAAAGGGUUAAAAAUCCAAAUCUGUUAUUUCGAAUUACUAAUGUGAUUUUAAUAGUAUUAGUUACAACUUUAUUUUAAUUCAUAGUGACAGUCAACGUGUUAACCGAUGUUCACAGUUCAAUGUAAAAGAUUUUUUCUUAAUUCUAACUAAAAAAACAGCUAGAAAAAUUUUAUUUAGAUGUCAAUAUAGUCCUAGUUAUCAGUAGUACUUUUCAGAACAUAACUUUUCGAUAUUAUAAUACAGUCUGUAUAAUUUGAACCGACAAACUUAAUGUUGAAAUACAUAUUCAACAACAUUAUCCUUUUCCUUCCUGGAUAAUUAAAUUUAGUAUUUGUUGUAAUAUUCGACAUAUAAUAUCGUGUAACGUAUGUUUGUUAAAAAAGGAAAGGCUGAAGAUGAUGAUCGAAAAUAUCAUGUUUAAACAUCGAUGAUUUCUAAAUGAAGAUAUACAUGCAUAUACCUAUACACGAAUUUGUAUAAUAUAAGAAUUAAAUUGUAUAAAUGAUAACUAUAUACAGAAAAUACACAUAUUACAAAUAUUAAA
This is a messenger RNA of Osmia bicornis bicornis, 16643 nucleotides long. RefSeq lists its product as uncharacterized. Gene Ontology annotation, molecular function: protein binding. The record is from RefSeq and is a predicted model, not a curated record. The transcript has 30 exons. Lineage: Eukaryota; Metazoa; Arthropoda; Insecta; Hymenoptera; Megachilidae. Bases 483 to 13292 code for a protein of 4269 amino acids.